GGAUAGUUUUGCGCAUGCCCUGUAGGGGCGGAAAGAGCCGUCAGGUUGCGCCUGCGCUCUGGGUCGACUUUACUCCGCCUCCGCGGCCGCGGUACCGGUUCAGGGAAUCCUGGCGGAAUGGUGUUGCGGUGCCAGAUUGGCUGAUGUCAGAAAUCAGGUGAUAUUUGCUGUUCGUCAAGAAUAUGUCGAGCUUGGAGAUCAACUCCUCCAGCUUCAGUCAGGAGAUGAAAUUGCCAUUAUCCCCCCCAUUAGUGGAGGGUAGUACUCUUGAGCCACUUGGGUGUGUGAGGAAAGAUAUGAAUGAAAUUGAAGAGAAAUCUAAAGAUAUAAUAAAAUUCACUGCUGAGAAACUCUCCAUAGACGAAGUCUCACAGUUGGUGGUUUCUCCACUCUGUGGUGCAGUAUCCCUGUUUGUAGGGACUACAAGAAAUAACUUUGAAGGGAAAAAAGUCAUUAGCUUAGAAUAUGAAGCAUAUCUACCAAUGGCGGAAAAUGAAAUCAGAAAAAUUUGUAGUGACAUUAGGCAGAAAUGGCCAGUCAAACACAUAGCAGUGUUUCAUAGACUUGGCUUAGUUCCAGUGUCGGAAGCAAGCGUUAUCAUUGCUGUGUCCUCGGCCCAUAGGACUUCAUCCCUUGAAGCUGUGAGCUAUGCCAUUGAUACUUUAAAAGCCAAGGUGCCCAUAUGGAAAAAGGAAAUGUAUGAAGAAUCAUCAUCAUCUUGGAAAAGAAACAAAGAGUGCUUUUGGACAGCCAGUGAUUAAUUCACACAUUUUUUUUUUAGAGAACUAAAAUUAAACUUGGUAAACUGUC
Molecule: messenger RNA, 810 nt
Organism: Felis catus (domestic cat)
Lineage: Eukaryota; Metazoa; Chordata; Mammalia; Carnivora; Felidae
Gene: MOCS2
Product: molybdenum cofactor synthesis 2
Exons: 6
Coding region: 183-761 (192 amino acids)
Biological process (GO): Mo-molybdopterin cofactor biosynthetic process
Cellular component (GO): cytosol
Molecular function (GO): molybdopterin synthase activity
Source: RefSeq, a predicted model, not a curated record